GAUUAUCCACCUUAUUCUCGUUUGUUUAUCUUGUGUGAUAAAUCAUUAAUUGAAGACGACCUGAGAAAUGCUUUCUCGCCAUUUGGGUGUAUACAAGAUGUCUGGGUGGUUCGUGAUCAUGCCAAUAACAACCAAAGUAAAGGAAUGGCGUAUCUUAAAUUUAGCAAGGCAUCAUCGGCUGCUCAAGCGAUCGAAGCAAUGGAUGGUCAAAUUUUAGGCGAUCAUCAGAAAUCACUUAAGUGUAUGAUUGCACAAUCCAAGAAUUCGACGCGAAGAAGUAACUGUAUCGAUGAAUAUGAUCGAGCUCGAUUAUUUGUCGUCUGCCCUAGGGAUUAUACGGAAGAAGAUUUGAAAGAGAAAUUCGUUGAAUUUGGCUCUAUCGACUACUGCCAAAUUGUCAAAGAUCAUACAACGAAGAAAAGUAAAGGAUUAGGCUAUGUCAAAUUUAAUAAAGCUUCGGCAGCUGCUAUUGCCCUCGAGAAUUGUGACGCAAGUUUUAGAGCAGUAUUAGCUGAGCCUAAAUCCACUAAAUUACCUCAAUCUUACGGUGCUAAUACAUCAGCUAUAGCGCAAAAGACGAUUGAAAACCUGAUGCUGGAUAGCGUAAAAGCCAAUGGAAAUCGAGGCAGUACCAAAAAUGGCCUACGACUAUUUGUGAUUGUUUCAACCAAGGUUACUCAGGAACAAUUGCAUCGUUUAUUUGAUAUUAUACCUGGCAUGUUAUCAUGUAAAAUUAAAUUGAAUCGUCAAACUGGAGGGUCCAAAGGAUUUGGAUACGUAACUUAUUGCUCACUAGCUAUGGCUGCUUAUGCAAGAGAAAAAUUAAACGGUAUCGAGUAUCCUAUAGGUAAUAAACUUAUCGUCAAA
Trichoplax adhaerens is the source of this 867-nucleotide messenger RNA. RefSeq lists its product as uncharacterized. The record is from RefSeq and is a predicted model, not a curated record. The annotation marks the transcript as partial. Gene Ontology annotation, cellular component: ribonucleoprotein complex. The transcript has 3 exons. Lineage: Eukaryota; Metazoa; Placozoa; Uniplacotomia; Trichoplacea; Trichoplacidae. Gene Ontology annotation, molecular function: RNA binding.